Molecule: messenger RNA, 2754 nt
Organism: Varanus komodoensis (Komodo dragon)
Lineage: Eukaryota; Metazoa; Chordata; Lepidosauria; Squamata; Varanidae
Gene: AGBL3
Product: AGBL carboxypeptidase 3
Exons: 11
Coding region: 823-2754 (643 amino acids)
Biological process (GO): proteolysis
Molecular function (GO): zinc ion binding; metallocarboxypeptidase activity
Source: RefSeq, a predicted model, not a curated record
ACACCACUAUGAAUCUCAUUGGAUGACUUUGGACUACCUUGCAGGGUUGUUAAGAUAAAAUUGAGAGGUAAAAGUUUAUGUAUGUUGCUUUGAGCUUCUUGGAGGAAAAGCAGGAUAUAAAUGUAACAAAUAGGAACUUUGAUGAAUCAAUGGCAAUUGUUCCCAUAUAUUAACUAUCUGGUAGAAGGCAUGAAUGAUAUGUUGACAUUUCACAUCUGCCUUUAGUGGAGUGUGUACAGUUCAUCUACCCUGUGAAGACAACACUUUCCACUUUUCAUUUGCUAGUGCACAUUAGUGUAUGCAGCUUAAAAACUAUUCAAGCUCCCUACCUGCCACACUGCAGGAGUAAGUCUGGAAAGGCUGGGCAUGUGCCCUGUGCUGUGAUUUUCUUUUUUUAUGACAAAUGAUGAUGCAGGUUCUCAGUGUGAAAGGGCAAAGUGGAUGCUACUCCAAAAAGAGCUUAUCUGUAAUAAAUGUAUUCAUCUCUAAAGUACCAAAAGACUCUGGUUUUACCACAGUGGUAUAACGCAGCUACUGCUCUAAACAAGUACUCAUUUUAUUUAUAAAAUUAUGUAUGAAUGACCCUUUGGUUCCAAAAGCAACAUGUAUUCAUUUCAAAACCUACCCAUUAUUUAGUGUGAAUCUGCAGAAGAUGAUGUCAAUUCUUAAACACUUUAGAAGUACCGGUGACAAAAUAACAUUAAUUUUGUGUGUAAAAAGAGAGGUAUGUUGAGGCUGCAUGCAGUGUCCAAAUGCUGUGUUCUAUUCUUAUGUGUGUGACAGUCUGUGGAGGAAAAAUAAAGGCUCUGGUUUCAAGAGAUUAUGUCAGAAGAUUCAGAUAAAGACAAGCAACACAGAGAACAAUUAACCAGUGAUGAUUACAACUCGGAUGAGGACCCCUUCAGUCCAUUUUUAACUGAAGAAUUUGAGCAGUGUGCAUUUUUCCCAGAUUCUUUUUGUGAUCAACUUUUGCCACGGACUACACAAAUUUUAUUGGAAUAUAACUCAGGAAAAUGGGUACCAAAGCUUCGUGAGCCACGAGAUUUAUAUGGCCUGUCUUCUUCAGGACACCUGAACUUAGUACGCUGGCCCCAUCAAUUUGAAGUUAUCAGAGAGAGAAUUGAACAUAUCGUAUGGACUCCUCCUAAACCAGAGCCACUAUAUAAUCCAACAGGUCUUGAGAUAGAGCCACCCUGCCCAGACCCAGGAGAGGGUGCUGUGGUCUAUCUAGCAGAUGGAGCUGAUAAGGAUUCCAGAUUUAUGUAUUCCCGAAUAGGGGGGAGCUUUCCUACAAAGCAAGUGCUUCCUCAGUCCUGGGAUGACUGGGACAACACUUUGAUUUUUGAAGCACGAUUUGAAAGUGGGAAUCUGCAAAAGGUGAUCAAAAUUAGUGAUUUUGAAUACCAGCUGACACUACGCACUGAUCUCUACACAAAUAAGCACACUCAGUGGUACUAUUUCCAGGUCACCAACACCCAAGCUGGAAUUCCCUACCGUUUCACCAUUGUCAACUUCACCAAGCCAACAAGUUUAUACAAUCGUGGUAUGCGUCCAUUGCUGUAUUCUGAAGCUGAAGCAAAGAUCCAUAAGGUGGGAUGGCAAAGGACUGGAGAUGGAAUCAAGUAUUACAAAAACAAUCUCAGUCAAGAUGGGCGCCAAUGUUUUUCUCUAACAUGGACAUUUCAGUUUCCACAUGACAGGGACACCUGCUAUUUUGCACACUGCUAUCCGUACACUUACAGCAAUCUGCAAGACUACCUGUCAGACAUUGCUGGAGACCCAAAGCGGUCCAAGUUCUGCAAGAUCCGCAUCUUGUGUCAUUCUCUGGCUAGGAAUAUAGUCUAUGUUUUAACCAUUACCAACCCCCUGCAAGAUGUUAAGGAGGAAAAACGCAAGGCAGCAGUCAUUUUGACUGCUAGGGUGCACCCAGGUGAAACAAAUAGUUCCUGGAUGAUGAAAGGCUUCCUGGAUUACAUUCUGGGGGAUUCAAAUAAUGCUCAGUUGCUUCGAGAUACUUUUGUUUUUAAGGUGAUACCAAUGUUGAAUCCAGAUGGUGUAAUUGUGGGCAAUUAUCGCUGCUCUUUAGCAGGCAGGGACUUGAAUCGUAAUUAUAAAUCCGAUCUCAAGGAAUCUUUCCCUUCUGUCUGGUACACACGCGCAAUGACCAAAAGAAUGAUGGAAGAACGUAAUGUUCUCCUGUAUUGUGAUCUUCAUGGUCAUAGCAGAAAAGAGAAUGUCUUCAUGUAUGGCUGUGAAAAAAAGGAGCAGCAUGAAGAAGGAGCAUGUUUACAUCAGCGCAUUUUUCCUUUUAUUAUGAGCAAAAAUUGCCCAGAUAAAUUCUCAUUCGCAGACUGCAGUUUCAAGAUACAGAAAAGCAAAGAAGGAACAGGUCGAGUAGUGAUGUGGAAGAUGGGCAUCAACAAUAGCUAUACCUUAGAAGUUACUUUCUGUGGGUCUAAAUUGGGUGCUAGAAAUGGUACCCACUUCAGUACUAAAGAUUUGGAGUCCAUAGGAUCCCAUUUAUGUGAUUCACUGUUACACUUCUGUAAUGAAAAGAAGAGUAAGUAUAAUGAAUGCCUGAAGGAAUUGGAAGAAUUGAUGAAACAAGAUGAUUCAAGCACCUUUGUCAAUGACACAAUAGACAGAGAUUCCAGUUCUGAUAGCUCAGAUGCCAAUGAACUUGCAGUUAAACUAGAUAUCCAGGUAUGGUAUAAAUUCCCACCAGGGGAUUUAAACUCUUACACUGUUGUCUAA